This is a messenger RNA of Quercus lobata, 2317 nucleotides long. RefSeq names its product acyl-CoA synthetase family protein. Bases 88 to 2184 code for a protein of 698 amino acids. The record is from RefSeq and is a predicted model, not a curated record. NCBI's taxonomy places the organism in Eukaryota, Viridiplantae, Streptophyta, Magnoliopsida, Fagales, Fagaceae. The transcript has 6 exons.
UAGGACCCAUAGACUCUAAGCAACAGCUUUAAAGGAUGCAAAUUUUGGCGCGAACCCAGAAUUCGUCGCCUCCGAUUCUCUGCGCCAAUGACCACAGUACCAGAGCUCACCGAUCUCUUCGCGAAGCUCGCUUCGCACCUCAAAACCCUAAAUCAAGACCACGAAGAAGAAGAUGCUCUUAGCCUCUCAAUUGCAAAGCUAAACCAAUCCCUGAACCUCAGCAACGAAGAUUCUAGGGUUAGGGUUUUGGACACCGCGCUGUCCCUAAUGUGCUUCAAAGCACCACAGGUCUUCAACUCGGUGCUCCAGUAUUUGGUCAACACUAUUGUUACUGUCUUGUCAUCUUCAAUUGCUUGCCGGGUUUUCUGGUUUCAAAAAGACGAGGUUUUUCAGGUCGGUAGCUCGAUUUCACAUCGAGAUUGUGCAGAAAUGGUGGAAGCGUGUGCCGAUGUUGUCGGAAAAUUGGAGGGACAUGGGAUGCUUUCUCAAAUGUUAGCAUGUGCUGUUGUAAGAGUAGUGGUUUCUGCAUCUUGUUAUCAACAUUUGUUGCCAUCAACUCCUGUUCUUAAUGCAAAAUCAAUUGAUAGAAGAAGCACAGCAGUUUCACAGCUGCUUUGCCAUUUGCCCAGAGAGUUCUCCCUUAAGAACCAUGAAAUACCUUUCAGGUUGUUGUCCUGGUAUCUUGACCCUUUAACUCUAAAGCAUGAUGUUUUGAAGAUUUUACAAGACACUAUGGAGAGGCCUUUCAUUUGUUUAAAUGAAGAAUUUCAUGAGAGGAUGGACUGGCGCUCUACAAUUGUUUGCUUGGUACUUUCUCCCACUAUGUUUAUUGAGACCAGAGCUUUGUUACAUAACUGGCUUCUAGUGACGGGUCUGGCCUCUGUACAAGAGUUUCUAACUAAGUUGGUCUCAAUAAUACUAGAUAUAAUCUCCAGACCAACAUGGUGGGGCAUAUCAGUGGAAUUGGGAUUAAAGCUGCCUUUUUCUAAUGCAUAUCUUCCCUACAACCAUCACCACUUAUUGAGGACCUUGGCUGGACCAAUCUCAUCUGAAACCUUUCUGCAUUUAACUUCGUCUGUAAAUGAACCAGUUCCUCGUGCUAGAAAACAUUUUGAUUCUACAACCAAGCCAGCUGCAAUGAAGAUUUCAACAGUUGAUCACAAAUCUUCUUGGGCUCUGGCAAUCAACUUCCCAGAUUGGUUCUAUUUUGCCUCUGUUUUGCUCUUCACUGAGGAAGCUCUUCCAGACAAUUUUCAUAUAAAAUAUACACUGGGGACAGCCAAAAUUGGACAAAGACAUGACAUGGAACAACCUUAUUCUGCUGCUGGAGCAAGGUACAUUGCAUGGAUUCUGAGCCCCAUUAGUAAAUCUCAUCAGGAUUUGCUUGUUGAUUCUUUAACUAAAAUAUCAGAGUCCUGGAGGCCCAAACAAUUUGGUUCAGUUUCACAUGACAAAGAAGCAGCUGGUUUUGGUAAGAAACUGAAGAAACUCAAAUCUUGUGACAACGAGGAUUACACUCUCACAACAGAGCAUGGUUGUCAAACCAUUGGACUCUGGCUGAAAGAAUUCCAAGACAUAUGCAUGUGGUAUCAGGAUAAAACUGUCAACACCUAUUCGUCAUGUGAGGAAAAAACAUCCUAUGGUCUUAACUUGCAGCAAAGUGUGUUGUUCAGAAGAAUCCCAUUAGGCGUCUUGAUAGGGUGCCCUAAUAAUAUAGAUGAAGAGGGAUGUCACACGCUGCUACAUUUUGCUGCAACUGGUAGAAUAUUGCAGUCAAUAGAAAGCAAGAGCACUACAUUGAAUCAUGUCAAGCGGAGUUCUGUAGGGUCAGAAGAAUCAGUUAGAUGGACUGAAAAUUUUAAUAAAAGGGAGGCUGUAGAAGGUGCCUGUCUUGUCUUCAGUUUAACAGAUACUGUUGAGAGCAUGUCUAACUUGAUGUUUGAAACUGAAGAGAGUGGACUGCAAUUUAUUUUCCGGGUGAAGGUAAGGGUGUGCAAGUACUUGAUUAAUUGUAUCAAGAGGCUAAUUCAUUUCAGAAUUGAUGAAGAUGGAGUCCUGAUGCUAAUGGAUCUCAGCAGUAGACUGGUGAAGUGGAGGAAUCAAGGGCAAGAAGUAUCACAGGUUAACAAAGAUCUAGAUGAUGUAAUUAAUAGCUUGAAUAAUAAAUUAUCUUCACUUUUGUAAAGGAAUAGGCCCCCUGUACAGAAGUUGUUCCUAACCAUUUUUGUCUCAUGUAGGGAAAUGAUAAGGUGGUAUAAAAAUGUAUUAUUCUGUUUGUUCUAUGAAUACCCCUAAGGUGUAAGAAAAAUAUUGUAUA